UUGAAAGUCAAGCGGAUCCCCGGAAACACUUGUCCGCAUUCUAUCUGUUCGAGGUUUAAAACAGACUUCCACAUGACCGCUGCAGCUAGAAUAAUGUCCAAGUUCCGUCUGGCCGUGGUCCAGCUGCAGGUGACCAGCGUCAAGGCGGACAACCUGAGCAGAGCCCGGCGGCUGGUGAAGCAGGCGGCGGGGCAGGGCAGCAGGGUGGUGCUGCUGCCGGAAUGCUUCAACUCUCCAUAUGGAACCAGCUUCUUCUCAGAUUAUGCAGAGAAGAUCCCAGGAGAGUCCACCCAGAUGCUGUCGGAGGCGGCUAAAGAGAACCAGGUGUAUUUAGUUGGAGGAUCCAUCCCAGAGGAGGACGGGGGGAAGCUGUAUAAUACCUGUGCAGUGUUUGGUCCUGAUGGAGAGAUGAUUCUAAAACACAGGAAGAUUCACCUGUUUGACAUCAACGUUCCGGGAAAAAUCUGCUUCCAGGAGUCGGAGACUCUGAGCCCCGGCAACAGUUUGUCCACGUUUGACACGCCUUUUUGCAAAGUGGGCGUGGGGAUCUGCUAUGACAUGAGGUUUGCAGAGCUCGCUCAGAUCUACAGCCGAAAAGGCUGUCAGCUGCUGGUUUAUCCUGGAGCUUUUAACAUGACGACCGGUCCAGCCCACUGGGAGCUCCUGCAGAGGGGGAGGGCUGUUGAUAACCAGGUGUAUGUGGCCACAGCUUCACCUGCCAGAGACGAAACGGCAUCGUAUGUGGCCUGGGGUCACAGCACUGUUGUAAACCCCUGGGGAGAGGUCGUCUCCAAAGCGGGAGCAGAAGAAACGGUUAUCUAUGCAGAUAUCGAUCUGCAGUAUUUGAGCGACAUCCGGCAGCAGAUCCCCAUCACAGCUCAGCGGCGGGACGACCUCUACGCGGUGACGUCUGUGCAGGAGGCAUCAGGCUGAGCCAAGCAGCUCAAACCUCCUUCAUCUCCACCAGGCUAUAAAUCAAAGUGGAUUCUGAUCUGGAGUGAUGUCAUUUGUGGAUGGAGUUCAUUUUUCUUUGAUCUUCAUGAUGAACAGAACAUCGCAAACCUGAGUGACGUAACUCUGUUUUGUUUCACUGAUUAUUCGGGAAGAAGCUUCACGUCUGCUUAAGAAUCCUGAACAUUUUUUGAAUAAAACUGUUUGUAAAUGUGAUUUUAACAUUUGGAAUUCACAAUAAAAAGCAGAAACUUUCCUACUUAAA
This is a messenger RNA of Oryzias melastigma (Indian medaka), 1216 nucleotides long. It is a transcript of the gene nit2, whose product is annotated as nitrilase family, member 2. Gene Ontology annotation, molecular function: omega-amidase activity. Bases 73 to 933 code for a protein of 286 amino acids. The transcript has 10 exons. The record is from RefSeq and is a predicted model, not a curated record. Gene Ontology annotation, biological process: oxaloacetate metabolic process; L-glutamine metabolic process. NCBI's taxonomy places the organism in Eukaryota, Metazoa, Chordata, Actinopteri, Beloniformes, Adrianichthyidae. Gene Ontology annotation, cellular component: mitochondrion.